UAAUGCAAAAUUCGUAAAUUAUAUAGUUAUUACAUAUUAUUACUCCUAUUGGUUGAUUAAUUGUAUUCUUUAAAUUAAUUCUAAUAUCAUCGGUCCUUAGUAGUCUUAUUUUGUGUCAUUUGAACGAAAAACAUACAUCAUAACCUAAGUUAAUUGAUUUUGUCAUUUUUAAAUCAUAUUAAAACCGUUUAGAAACAUGUCAGGAGCAACAGCACUUUUUGGAAACACUGCUGGUAGGAACCAAUCCAAAAAUCUUGUGGAAUUUAAAGCUGGAAAAAUGUCUAUGCGAGGUAAAAUGGUCUAUCCGGAUAAAAGGAAGGGACUCUUGUACAUUCAUCAGUCAGAUGAUUCUUUGAUUCAUUUCUGUUGGAAAGACCGUACAUCUGGCGUUGUUGAAGACGAUUUAAUCAUAUUUCCUGACGAUUGUGAAUUCAAACAUGUACCACAAUGUACAACUGGAAGGGUUUAUUUGUUAAAAUUCAAGUCAUCGAAUAAAAAAUCGUUCUUUUGGCUACAAGAGGCAAAAACUGAUAAAGAUGAUGAAAAUUGUAGACGUAUUAACGACGUUAUGAAUAACCCUCCAGCGCCAGGAUCAAACCGCAGUGGUGGAACUACACCCGAUGGCGAUUUACAAAAUUUGUUGAGUAACAUGUCUCAGCAGCAAUUAAUGCAAUUGUUUGGUGGCGUCGGUCAAAUUGGAGGCUUGUCAUCAUUACUCGGUACAAUGAGAUCUAGCCAGACGGGUCGGUCAUCGACUUCCCAAUCGUCUACUGCGCAACCCACAAAUACUAGCAGUAACUCUAAUGCAAACAGCGGUAGCAAUCGUUCUACGAAUACCAGUAGUCCACCUUCGCCAACUGCUAACACAGCGAGUACAGUCACACCGAAUGAAGAGCAGAGAUCUGCUACUGGCAUUCAGUUGAGGGAUCUUCAAUCAAUGUUAUCAGGAUUAACGGGUGCUCAAGGAACUGCUGAAAAACCUCCAGUUGAUUUGUCGGCUGCUAUGGAUAUGGAAAAUUUACAAAGCGUCAUUGAAAAUACAAGUGCCAUGAGUCAAUUAGCCCAACAUUUACCUGUAGCAGAAAUCACUUCUGGUUCACAAUCCACUAGCCAAACAACUCCUGAUACAUUAAAAGACACCAUUACCUCACCUCAGUUUAGACAGGCUGUUAGUAUGUUCAGUAAUGCUUUGCAAACGGGUCAACUUGGAUCUGUCGUACAGCAAUUCGAUUUGGGAGAAGGUGCAGUCAGUGCAGCUAACCAAGGAAAUAUGGAAGAAUUUGUGCGAGCGUUACAACAAGCAAAUAUUAGUGCGGAAGAAUCGGACGAUUGUCCAGUAAACCCAGAGAAACGUAAGAAGCCAGACAACGAUGAUGGGUCUAAGUAAAUUAAUUGGUGUACUUUAUCAUUUAUAUAAUAUAUAAUAUAAUAUAAUAUGGCGAUUAGGUAUUAUUUUUAAUAUUUUUUUUUGUAAUCAAUACAAUACCAUUAUAAUAAUUUACUUAAAACCAAUAAAUAAAAAAAUUCAAUUGCAUUUA
Adelges cooleyi (spruce gall adelgid) is the source of this 1538-nucleotide messenger RNA. RefSeq names its product proteasomal ubiquitin receptor ADRM1 homolog. The transcript is spliced from 8 exons. Gene Ontology annotation, biological process: ubiquitin-dependent protein catabolic process. Gene Ontology annotation, molecular function: endopeptidase activator activity; ubiquitin binding; proteasome binding. Gene Ontology annotation, cellular component: proteasome regulatory particle, lid subcomplex; cytoplasm; nucleus. NCBI's taxonomy places the organism in Eukaryota, Metazoa, Arthropoda, Insecta, Hemiptera, Adelgidae. The record is from RefSeq and is a predicted model, not a curated record. The coding region runs from base 197 to 1387 and encodes 396 amino acids.